ACUGAAACUCCCUGGUGCAAAGACCCCUGGGCCCUUGCAGCUUAGAGUCAAAUGAGUGCAGAGCAUAGCAAGCAUGGGGAGGGCUGCUGAACAAAGCAACACAACAAGAAAAUCCACUGAGCCCCAGAAACAAGACACAAUAUUAACAUCCCUCCAGCACGAUGGCAGGCAAGAAAAUCCAGAUGCAUCCUGUAAGCCCUCCCAAGAAGCAGAUCCCUCUGGGCAUGAUCCUUCUCAAAAUUCCUCUUCUGCCUCUCCUAAGCAUUCCAGUGAACCUCCACCUAAAGCAAAUCUGGUAAAAGAAAGCGACCGAUUUGCGGAGGUCCAACUGCAGAAGAAGUCCUCUCGAGAUAAUGAGAAUUCAGAUACAGAAUGGACAUUUUAUCCAAGUUCCUUUGGUCACACUUAUCACACGGGGAAAAAGUGUUUCUUUGAGGGUGUACACCUCAGAAACAAAACCACAACAUCUGAAAGGACAGUGGAAAUGUGCUUUGGAAAGAAGAAAUAUGUGACUGAAGAUGCCUCCAGAAAUGGUAUUCCGUUGGUGACACUGGGAGACCACCCUUAUGCCUGUCCAGAACAAAGCAUAGACUUCCACAAACUGGGACCAACCCUGCCUCCAGUGAACUUUGGGAGUUCCAAGUAUAUAAAGCAGUCAGAUACGUUUAUUCCUCUCCAGCACUUGCCAGGAGUUCCUUGCACCCCUUUCCACAUAAAGGAGAAGCAGCAAGAAUUAGAAAGGGAAAAAAUGGAAGUGAAACGCCUGGACAUUUGGAAGCCCGCUCCAUCUCUGCUGCAGUCUUUGUUUACAACUGGACUGACGAAAUGAUCAACUUUUCUGGUUGCAUGUCAUAAGGUCCCUGGGAAUAUACCUGCUAACAAUU
Molecule: messenger RNA, 884 nt
Organism: Podarcis raffonei (Aeolian wall lizard)
Lineage: Eukaryota; Metazoa; Chordata; Lepidosauria; Squamata; Lacertidae
Gene: SPATS1
Product: spermatogenesis associated serine rich 1
Exons: 7
Coding region: 74-829 (251 amino acids)
Source: RefSeq, a predicted model, not a curated record